Molecule: messenger RNA, 677 nt
Organism: Hibiscus syriacus
Lineage: Eukaryota; Viridiplantae; Streptophyta; Magnoliopsida; Malvales; Malvaceae
Product: GATA transcription factor 15-like
Exons: 3
Coding region: 95-520 (141 amino acids)
Biological process (GO): regulation of DNA-templated transcription
Molecular function (GO): zinc ion binding; sequence-specific DNA binding
Source: RefSeq, a predicted model, not a curated record
UGCAUGGCUCAAAACUUCCCUCUGAUUCUCUCUGCCUUUCCUUCUCCUUCACAAUAAGCUUUAACAAGAUCUCACUCUUUCCCCCUGUUUUACAAUGAUGGAUCCAAGUGAAAAAGGAUCAGAUUCUGAAGAUCAAAAAGAGAUUUCACUCAGCAAUGAAACCAAUAAAACUUGUGCUGAUUGUGGUACCUCUAAAACCCCACUCUGGAGAGGUGGUCCAGCUGGCCCCAAGUCUCUUUGUAACGCAUGUGGGAUCAGGAGCAGGAAAAAGAGAAGAGCAAUGCUGGGAUUAAACAGAGGAGAAGAAAUGAAGAAAUCAAAGAAAUCAAACCACAACAACAGCAGCAGUAUCAGUAACAGUAGAAAUUUAAGAGAUAAUUUGAGGCAGAGGUUAUUAUCUUUGGGAAGACAAGUUUUGAUGCAAAGAUCAACGAUUGAGAAUCAAAGAACUAAGCUUGGAGAAGAAGAACAAGCCGCUGUGCUCCUAAUGGCACUCUCCUAUGGCUCUGUUUAUGCAUAAAUUUCUUCCUUUUUUUUCAUAUUUAGAGCAAGAAUGACAGGGUCUUUAAUGGGCAUCUAACCUUUUCAUGUGUAAUCUUUAGUGUUUUAAUCUGUAGUUGUUUAGGGUUAACUAACGUUAGAGGAGAAGAAUUUGAGGAAAUAAAGUUUUAGAUGAA